Aspergillus welwitschiae is the source of this 393-nucleotide messenger RNA. RefSeq lists its product as uncharacterized. The transcript is spliced from 2 exons. NCBI's taxonomy places the organism in Eukaryota, Fungi, Ascomycota, Eurotiomycetes, Eurotiales, Aspergillaceae. The record is from RefSeq and is a predicted model, not a curated record. Bases 1 to 393 code for a protein of 130 amino acids.
AUGAUAAAUCUCACCAACCUCACUGACAUGGCCGACCGCCCCCGCAUCAAACGUCGCCUCCACAUCCUCAUCGCAUCUCUCAUCGCCCUGACCUUCAUCCUCAUUAUCGCCCGUCUAGCUACCCCCGGCACACCAGCGACUCGCACCAAUAUCUGGGGUAUAGCAGUGUGCCUCAAAGCCGCUCUCUUCCUCACCUACCAGGUCCUAACCACCUACAAAGACCGCUUCAAGCGAUGGGCCAGCCUCAAGGCCAACAUGAUCCUAGAUAUCAUCGACACGGUGUUUUGGUUCGCCUUAUUUAUUAUUAGUAUCAUGGGCGCGAGCGGGGGACAUAGUGCUGCUAGUAAGACGUUGGGUGCUUUCGUGGCUAUUCUCUCGUUGGUUUUGUGGUGA